AAAAUGAGCGCUCCGACCACAUUUACGAAUAUAACUUUAGGAGGUUUCGUCAUCUUCUCGCUGUUUGGAAUUGCAGUCUCGAGCAAGUAAGAGUCAAGUAUAUAAAGCUAAAUUCACAUCACAAUAUUGAAGUUGCUUUUAGUAAUAGUGUUUGUAGUGAAAGCUUAUGAAGGAAUGUGUAAGAAGAAGAAUGAGAAACAAGUUAUUAUAAAGUCGCCUUACAAGCAAAUAAACUUCAGUGCUUUCGAGAGGAAUUAGGAGUUCAUUCAAUAGCCAGAAUAUCGUGGUAUUAUUUAUGAAUCCUAUGGUCAAGUGUAAUAAUCGGAGAUAGUUCACACUCAAAUAGAGUCCAUGGAGAGACAACUUCCAAAGGAGAGGGAAAGAAUCUUGAGUAAGGAGUAGAGAAAGAAUAACAUGAAGAUGCGUAAGAUAUUUGAUCGUUAUGAAAUCAGAUUUUUAGUAAGAAUGUGACAAUGGGGAGUGGCAAAUGCCAUAUAAAAAUGGAUCGAAUCGACAAUUCUUUGUGGACGACACUCGAUCAUAAUAUAGUUUGGCUUAAACUACGUCUUAUUAGUAAGUUCAGACUUUGGGGAGGAGCAGCUAUAGUAAUAAAUAAUAAUAUGGUACUCCAGAUUAUGAAAUUCAAUAGAAGAGCAAGAAUUCAGAGGUGAUUUUAUCCAAACUAAUUAAAAAAAUGAGUGAUGCUCAUCAAAAAGCAGAGGAGUUAUUUAUGAAGUCAUUUAUACCAACAUUUGUAAAAGAAUUUUAGGAUCAUCUCGUAAAUGUGAACAGAAUGAUGAAAGAGCAUUUCCAAUAGAAAAUAAUCGAGAUUGAUAUCUUUUUCGCCAACAAGCCCUACGAUAUUAAUUCCAAUAAACAUGAGAAAUCAAUUGGAUUCAAAAAUAUCACCAUGGAGGAUGUUUUCUUUCUAAAGAAUUAGAUUAAGAGCAGAUCCCGAGAACCAGUGAGAGCACCUACUAAUGUUGAAAAAUUUACUAAAGAAAAGGCAGAAUUCAUUAAGGAAUGCGAUCUCUUGGAACUAUUUUCCAAUAUUUUGGAUGUGACUCUCAUCAACAGAAAUAUAAUAAAUGACAAAAAACUAUUCCUAACCAAACUAAUCGAUUUUUCAGAGAACAAUUCUAAACCCUAAUAUCUCACAGAUGGUUUGAAUGAGAAGAUGAUUAGCGAUUAUGAAGUAAGCUUCCAUCUAUAUUCAGUUACUAUUCAUUGUUUUCAUAAAUGUUCUCUUGAAAUGUGUCAGAUAUGAAAAGCAGAAGUAUAAUAAGGAGAGUAGUGAGCUCAAUCUAAAUGCAUGGAAAUCUAUCGAAGUCAGCUUAAUUGGACUUGAGAGUUUAGGAAACACUGAGCCUGAAUCAGGCAAGUAGAAGGAGCCUGCCAAUCAGAAUGGCUAGACCAAUUAAAAUGAUGCUUAAAAUGCUAAUCAACCACAAAAACAAAUUGAGUAGAUAAGGUAACAUGUACAAUUUAAAUUAGAAACUUAAUUAUCAAUCAAAAAUUAGAAUAAUAUGUUUCUGAACCUCAAUUUCACUAUUAUAGCGAUUGCAUAGUCAAGGCUUUGACGAAGGAGAAGGAGAUCAAAAAGGUUAAGCAAGAGUACAUACUAUAUACUCCUAGGGUAAGAGUUUUGUUUAUUCAUCAUAGGAUUCAAACUCACUGUUUUGUUUAGUGAGCUAUUAUCUUCUCCAUUUGCUGAAUGUGCCCAAAUAGCAUUGGUAAUAAUUGUAAUAGAUGGAAAUGGAUUAAAAAAUGAUCAAAUGCUUGAUUAGAAUGGCCAAAGAUUUUUCAUAUUUAGUGGCAAAUGUGUGA
Paramecium octaurelia is the source of this 1827-nucleotide messenger RNA. The record is from the annotation of a GenBank genome assembly. Lineage: Eukaryota; Ciliophora; Oligohymenophorea; Peniculida; Parameciidae.